CAAUCCGCUCCUUGAAGACUUCCUACAAUGGAGAAGGUUACAAUGAUCUGCUCUCCAAUUCUACCCAAUGACUGCGAGCGUCACAAAGACAAAGGAUGGUGUCACCCCCUCCCCCCAUGUUAGAAGGGCUAUGGACACAAACUACCGCAGGAAAUCACCCCAUUGUGGGAGGGGCAGAGACACAAACUACUGGGGGAAAUCUCCCCAUUGUAGGAGGGGCAGAGACAACUACUGCAGGGAAAUCUCCCCAUUGUGGGAGGUUCAGAGACACCAACUACUGCAGGGAAAUCUCCCCAUUGUGGGAGGGGCAGAGACACAAACUACUGCAGAGAAAUCUCCCCAUUGUGGGUGGGGCAGAGACACAAACUACUGGGGGGGAAAUAUCAUUGUGGGAGGGGCAGAGACACAACUACUGGAGGGAAAUAUCAUUGUGGGAGGGGCAGAGACACAACUACUGCAGGGAAAUCUCUCCAUUGUGGGAGGGGCAGACACACAAACUACUGCAGGGAAAUCUCCCCAUUGUGGGAGGGGCAGAGACAGAAACUACUGCAGGGAAAUCUCCCCAUUGUGGGAGGGGCAGAGACACAAAACUACUGCAGGGAAAUCUCCCCAUUGU
This is a messenger RNA of Staurois parvus, 616 nucleotides long. The record is from the annotation of a GenBank genome assembly. NCBI's taxonomy places the organism in Eukaryota, Metazoa, Chordata, Amphibia, Anura, Ranidae.